This is a messenger RNA of Pseudovirgaria hyperparasitica, 1644 nucleotides long. RefSeq names its product acyl-CoA dehydrogenase. NCBI's taxonomy places the organism in Eukaryota, Fungi, Ascomycota, Dothideomycetes, Acrospermales, Acrospermaceae. The record is from RefSeq and is a predicted model, not a curated record. Bases 1 to 1644 code for a protein of 547 amino acids. Gene Ontology annotation, molecular function: flavin adenine dinucleotide binding; oxidoreductase activity, acting on the CH-CH group of donors. The transcript has 3 exons.
AUGUCACAGAGAUACUCAGUCGACGAUGUGGCAGGUCACAAGUCUACAGACAGCCUAUGGAUUAUAGUGGAUGAAGAUGUCUACGAUCUCACAAAGUUUCAGGAUGAGCAUCCUGGAGGAAAGAAGAUCCUCCAACGAGUUGCUGGCAAGGACGCCUCAAAGCAGUUCUGGAAAUACCAUAACGAGGGCAUCCUGAAGAAAUACCAGAAGACGCUACAAAUAGGUUCUUUGAACACCAAGGCUACAGCAGCCCCAGAAAAGCAGGAAGAGUCCAAGGAGAUCGCGCAACCCGUUGCCGAAUCCGGCACCGUCAGCGCCGAACCUACAGAGGAUGCCGAAGAAUCUUUUGAGACACUAGAUACGUACGGCGACCUAAUCCCGUAUGCCGAUCCCAGCUGGUAUCAAUCAUAUCAUUCCGCCUACUACAAUCAAACUCACGCCGACCUUCGCGACGAGGUCCGCGCCUGGGUAGAGGAAAAAAUCAUGCCUAACGUAAACGAAUGGGAAGAGGCCAAGAAGAUACCGGAUGAAAUCUACAAGCAGAUGGGAGACCGAGGCUAUCUUGCUGGACUUCUUGGAGGACAUUAUCGUAGCGACAUCACGGGAAGAUCCGUCAAGUGCGUCCCGCCGAACAAGUGGGAUUUCUUCCACGAAGUUGUCAUUACAGAUGAGAUUUCACGUUGCGGUAGUGGUGGUCUAGUCUGGAAUCUCAUCGGAGGUUUUGGUAUCGGUGGACCGCCGCUUUUUGCCCACGGCAAGCCCGAGCUCAUCAAGCGUAUUGGUCCUGGUCUUCUCGCCGGUGACAAGCGCAUCUGCUUAGCCAUCACAGAACCAGACGCUGGCUCGGAUGUCGCUAAUCUUGGCUGCGAGGCCAAAUUGACGGAAGAUGGCAAGCACUUUAUUGUCAACGGCGAGAAGAAGUGGAUCACCAACGGCGUGUACGCCGACUACUUCACAACGGCUGUUCGCACAAGUGAGGGUGGCAUGAACGGUUUGUCCAUGCUUCUAAUCGAGCGCGAGCACGGCGGUGUCUCUACGCGCAAGAUGGACUGCCAGGGUGUGUGGUCAUCCGGCACAACCUACGUGACCUUUGAGGACGUCAAGGUUCCAGUUGAGAAUCUGAUUGGCAAAAAAGACCAGGGCUUUAAGGUCAUCAUGACCAAUUUCAACCACGAGCGCAUGGGCAUAAUUAUCCAGUGUGUCCGUUUUUCGCGUGUCUGCUACGAGGAGUCGGUCAAAUAUGCACAUAAACGUGUUACAUUUGGCAAGAAGCUCAUUGAGCACCCGGUCAUCCGCCUCAAGCUCGCACACAUGGCUCGCCAGAUUGAAGCGUCUGCCGCGUGGCUUGACAACCUAGUCUUCCAGUGCAUGCGAAUGGGCGAGAUGGAGGCCAUGUUAAAACUUGGUGGUGCGAUUGCUGGCGCCAAAGCUCAGUCUACCACCACGAUGGAGUUCUGCGCGCGUGAGGCAUCGCAGAUUUUCGGAGGUCUAAGUUACUCGCGCGGCGGUCAAGGUGCCAAGGUAGAGCGUCUGUACAGAGACGUAAGGGCAUAUGCUAUUCCCGGUGGUUCGGAGGAGAUCAUGCUUGAUCUCAGUAUAAGACAGGCAUUACGGGUACACCAGGCUUUGGGUAUGAAGCUAUAG